Messenger RNA from Papaver somniferum (opium poppy), 676 nucleotides. RefSeq names its product 40S ribosomal protein S27-2-like. The record is from RefSeq and is a predicted model, not a curated record. NCBI's taxonomy places the organism in Eukaryota, Viridiplantae, Streptophyta, Magnoliopsida, Ranunculales, Papaveraceae. Bases 138 to 398 code for a protein of 86 amino acids. Gene Ontology annotation, biological process: ribosomal small subunit assembly; translation. Gene Ontology annotation, molecular function: RNA binding; structural constituent of ribosome. The transcript is spliced from 4 exons. Gene Ontology annotation, cellular component: cytosolic small ribosomal subunit; ribosome.
CUCUCUUAUAUAAGUAGUCAAAACAAGAUUCCUCAGCUCCUUCAAAACCCUAGAAUCUCUUCUCCGUCUCUGCCGGCGGCUCUGAAGAAAAACACUAAUAAUCUCUCUUCGUCUUCACUUCCUAGGGUUUCUUCAUCAUGGUUCUUUCAAAUGAUAUCGAUCUCCUCAAUCCACCAGCUGAACUAGAGAAGAGGAGACACAAGCUCAAACGUUUAGUUCAAUCCCCAAACUCCUUCUUCAUGGACGUUAAAUGCCAAGGAUGCUUCAACAUAACUACUGUAUUCAGUCACUCACAAACUGUGGUUGUCUGUGGAAAUUGUCAAACUGUCUUGUGCCAACCAACAGGAGGUAAAGCUAGACUUAUAGAGGGAUGCUCAUUCAGGAAAAAGGGAGAUUAAGUUUCUGAAAUUUGCUUGUGUUGCUCUGAAUGUUGUGGUGGUAGAAGUUUUUCUUCUUCUUUUGUUUAGUUUUAAUUCGAUGGAAGACAAGUAAAUUGAGAUGAAUUUAGGGUUUUGGUUUUGACGUAAUUUUGUUGCCAGAACGUCUGUCUUUUGACAUUUAUAAUUAGCGUAUGUUGUCAUUUUCGAUGUUAGUUUCAAUAUAAAUUUGGAAUCUCUAGUAUCAUUCACACGUGGCUCUACUUUGCAGUAUUGAAAAUAGAGUGAGUUAUUUAUUA